Molecule: messenger RNA, 3285 nt
Organism: Marchantia polymorpha subsp. ruderalis
Lineage: Eukaryota; Viridiplantae; Streptophyta; Marchantiopsida; Marchantiales; Marchantiaceae
Source: the annotation of a GenBank genome assembly
CUAGGCUCAGGCCUGCUCUGGCAAUUUCCCGACCGUCAUGCUCAUCGGGACAUGUGUAUAACAGGCUUCAGGAUUAUACGGCUACGCACGAGAGGAUAAUCUUCUCCCGGUCCUUCUAUCUGUGGCAUUGUGGGCUCUGUCGCGGUGGAAUUCUGGCUGCGAUUGAGUGGGGCCCAUGAUUGCCUUAGCGCAGGCUGCGUUCGUCAUCGCCACGAGUUUCGUUUCCGUCCUUCCAUCGGAUCGAAUCAUGCUCGACCGGAUGCAAGGGUGCCAAUGCUUUUGACACGGAUUUGCUCAAAACGACAAAGCCUCUGGUCACCGCGCGAAUCACAUUUCUGUGGAGGUGAUUUUGAUGCCGGUGCCGGGUAGAAGACAUGAUGAGAAUUGCUGAUUUCAACGUGCUAUAACGAAGAGGCAAGAAUGGACCGAGGUGACAUUGAUUUGGAGGACGUUAUCAAAGAGCACCGGAGAGACGCGGGAAGGAGUGGAGAGGAGAUCGAGCGUCUUACCGUGGAUGAUAGUCUGAGUGAUCUUGAUCGGACCAAACUUUUCCUUUCUCCAGGUGCUCAUCAGUUGCAACAGAACUGUGCCUUGGAAAGACUCCCUAAGGUGUUUCAAGAGUAUAAACAAGCAGCUUAUCGUGCAUUGUUCCCUGGGUUCACGACUUGGAUAGAGAGCUACAAUUCCCAGUCUCAGGUUGCUGCAGGAGAGGCAUUCAUGGCUAUAUUGAAAGACACGUCCUUACCAAAAGAGGUGGGGUUGUGGCUACUUCCAACGACAUUAUCUAUGCUAAGCACAAACCGAAAUCAAGACGUUGCACGAGUAUGGUUGAAGUGUCUUUGCGGCAUUGUUCCUACAUUACCUCGGAAGGUUGUUUUCGACGAGCUUAUGCAUAUAGCUCUGUCUAAAGGAGAAUCCCAGCAAAGUGUACAGGCGCGCACCGCCUGUUGUGCCAUUCUUGGGUCCAUCGCACCCCUGCUAAAGCGCGAAGAAAUUGAGAAAUAUUUCUUACAGAAAGCUAUGGGUCUCUGUCAGGACACAGACUUGGAAGUUCGAGUGUGUAUGUGCGAGCAGUUGAACCACAUAGCGCGUGCUGUUGGGCUUGACACAACGAAGGAGAAAGUCUUACCGGAGUUAUAUGAGCUGCUCAGAGAUGAAGAAUUGACCGUACAAAAUGCAGCCUUUGCAAGCCUGGUGCAGAUGCUCGACUACUUGCCCCCUGAGAUCCGACAGACUAAGAUCAUGCCUUUUCUCCGUUUGUUCUGUCCUCCAAAUGAAUCGUGCUUGUUGAUCACACUACCACGUCUCAUAGGAGAACUUAUGUGUAAGAUGGUCUUCGAUCUCACCGAUGAUGAGUUUCAACCUUUGAUGGAAGCGUACAAAACAUAUGCCCGUCAUUCAAGUGAAGAAGUGCGCAAGCUGUGUGCUUCCAACUUUCCUGCUGUGCUGAAGGCUAUCGGAGCUCGAAAAUAUGCUUUGAGCCUGCAUGUUUUGUAUCAACAGCUUGUUCAGGAUGCAUCGUCUUCCGUUCGCGCUGCAUGUGCUACUUCGUUUAAUGAGGUUGCAAAGUUGCUUGGUAAGAAGAGGACAUCUUCUUAUCUUAAGGAUCCGCUCGUGUUGCUGCUCGAAGAUUCAUCACAUGAUGUGCUGAAAUCAAUAUUGGAAGACCUCCACCUUAUUUUAGGCCAUUUUGCAGUGGGGACACCACAGCAGAAGGCAGCGACGUUUGGAGGAUUGAUGCCUUCGUUAUUGCUAGCGGAGAAGUCAGCCAGCACUGGAAGACAGUGGCGCCUACAACUCUGUCUCCUCCGUGCAUUUGCUGAGAUGCCAGAAUACUUUACAAGUGAUCAGAUCUUCGAAAAUUUUGUACCCAUAUGCUUUUGCUACAUGACAGAUGGGGUGAUGCCUGUAAAAGCUGCAGCUACUAUGGCACUUGCGAAUUUUAUCCGGAACAAUCGAAAAGCAUCCCAACGCUAUGAGCUAUCAACACGUGUCGUUAAGGAGUAUGCUCAUGGGCGGAGCUACUGGUCGAGGAUGGUGUUUAUCGAGUUCUGUGAGAAUAUGCUGAAAGUUUCGAGUUCUCGUAUGUUCAAAGACGUCUUUCUUGAUCCAGCCAUCUCCUCUCUCCAGGAUCCAGUGCCAAGUGUUCGGAUGCGAGCAUGUCUGCUGCUACCACACCUUAAGCAUGCCAUAAAGCUGCCAGAAGAUGUGGGCGUUCUGGAGAAAAUCAAUCACCUUACAACGCAACGACUGAAUGAUAACGUGAAAGAGGUUUCAGCAGCCGCUCAGCGUGUUGCUGAUGGUUUCAAGCACAGUUUGCGCAAUGCAUACAAUGAUCGCGAAGUUGCAAGCGAUCAUGCCAUAUCCCAGGAAGAGAUUGAGAGGAUUGAUAAGCAACGUGAGGAUGAAGAGUGGAACAUUCUGAGCAAAGAGGAGCAGGUGAGUAUGCAAGGCCACUUUGCGUGGGUUUUAAUGCGGGGUCGUCUCUUACUGAAGGACGAAAAGAAGAAGAUCGAUGAUAUGCUCCAACGCCUCAAACUCGAAGCGGCGAGCAAGAAGGGCAGUAUUGCUUCGGCAAACACCAUUCAGUCACUGUCGUCUUCUCCGCAGGACUCGGGUCGCCUUUCUAAGAGCAUAGGAUCAGUUAGAACAAGCGUAAGCAAUGGGUCAAGAGUAAGCAUCAGUUCAGCGUCUUCUCGUGCAGGAUCUAUGGACACUGUCAGGAAGGUGUCAUCAAGUUCUCCAGUUCCAUCAAGCCAGAUUGCGCCACCUGGACUUUCAUCCAAACGCAGUAGCGGCCAGUCCAGCAUGGUAACACCGGGAGGUAAAGCAGGCACCAGGGUUUCCUUAGGGUCUGGAAACCAAACAGCAGGUUCUGCAAGGCCUGCCUCGCCUGCGGUUAACCUGAGGCCGCAAACUCCUUCACCUAUUCAAGAUGCGAGUGAUCCGUCAGCUUCCAGCCCGAGUGUGAUAUUAAGGAAGAACUCGAAGACAAUAGCCAGCAGAAGAACAUCAUCGUAGAAUGGCUCAUGGAAUCAAGGCCAGACAAUAUUGUUGACUCAUGAUCAUAGCUAGAGUCUUGUGUUGGCAACCUGAUCUAAUUUUGCUAGAAGCCGAAAUGAGUUGGAUCAAGUUCCGUUAUCUGUACAGGCUCACUGAGACGAAAAUUGAAAUGGGCGUUUUGAUGAAGUAAGGAAAUGUAAAUCUAAGGUUUAGAAGUACAGUCAGAAAGGUUGUACAUUCUCGUGCCAUUACAUUGAGUAUAAAAAGGAAGAAAGUAACGGU